CAAACGGCAACGCCAGAGUAAAUCAAUACUGUCACAAUAGCUGAUUCAACAAUCACCCGAACCCUCGCGGCUCUCCGGCGCCCGAGGAGAUUGACAUCGCCAGCGCACCCGUGGAAACUUUGCUUGUCAAGCUUGCCGCUAGCGAGUGGCUGUCAUUUAGUGUCACCACUGCAUUCUAUAAGGUUCUCCCCAACUUGUAGUUGUCUCGCCCAUCCGAACCCGAUGCAGAGCAUUUGCCCUCUCUUAGGUCAACUACUUGACGGAAAUAUUUGUCCAGCGUGCUUUGGCUCGUGCCACUGAGCUUGACCAGUACUUGAAGAAAAGCGCAAAAGUUACUGGUCUGCUACGUGGCUUGUCUGUUUCCCUCGAAAGACCGAUUGUGUAUCAAGGGCUUGGAGACAACCAUGGGAUAUGUAUCUUGGAUUGAGAAGGAUGUGGACAACAGUGCAAUUCUUGUCGAUAUCCUAUACGACUGUGGAGCAGUCGUCCCGUUCGUAGGCACGAAUGUGCCUCAAACACAGAUGACAAGUUACCAUGGGUGUACUCUACGGCUUGUCAUCUUUUACUGGUGGGGAGAAAAACUUAACAAUACACGCGGUAGAACAAGUACUUCGCACAAGCGGUUUGUGACGUCUGGCGGUUCUUCCGGUGGCGAGGUAAUUCCCUCGCUCCUAGGCUUACUUCUAACCCUCGCAUUGCAGUUCCAUUCGCAUUUCGGCUCCUUUUUGCAGUGUCUAUGGCCUGUAACCUUCCUACGACCGUGUCCCAUAUGGUGGUGCAGUGAGUUCCAUAGAAGGGUAGAAUUCGAUUCUGUCCGACCAUGGCUAGGAGAUCCACUCGCAGUGCGCGAGCACCGGAAUCAUGAGAAACACAAGUUGGCAAAUCACGGACAUGGCAAGGACCUUUGCUUUGCAAUCAUGUGGGAUGAUGAAGUAGUCAUCCACCUGUCAAGAGAGCACUUGAAAUGACGAAGGCGACGUAAUCCUUUUUCCUGUCUCAGGUCGCUUUCUCCUAAUUAUUUCGGUUGUAGGGUGGAUGCCCUUCAAGUACCGGGGACUGUCUGAAGCUGUCUUCAAUAUUCGGCGUUCAGGUGUGGUAGAAGACAUUUGCGGUCGCUACGUCGGCUACUAGGGAGCCCCUCAUCCACAUCAUGUUACCUUUUACCGCUGUUCCGGAAGCAGAGUGGAAUGACGGCUCAUCAACUCUGGCAAGUUCAGUGUCAGCUUUCAGUUACACUGAUUACGCCUCAAUGUGCAGCGUGUUGGAUUUCACUUCCUCGGUCACAAGUGCCGACCCGGACUUGGACGCAAAGCGGCUUCCCCAUCAUGUAUAGACACUUUUAGACUAAGAAACAGAAUCAUGUUUGUGUCCAUCAG
Molecule: messenger RNA, 1376 nt
Organism: Pisolithus orientalis
Lineage: Eukaryota; Fungi; Basidiomycota; Agaricomycetes; Boletales; Pisolithaceae
Exons: 2
Coding region: 405-968 (187 amino acids)
Source: RefSeq, a predicted model, not a curated record